AUGCGUAGGAAGCUCUUGCGCGGCGGUGCUCGGGAUUCUCCGUUGCGGAUUAGCUUUGAAACCGAAGUCGGAUUGUCAGAUUCAUCCUUCAACCAGGGCUACUAUGCUCGGUUUUUUAGGGAGGGCAAGCGACUGGGGCAUGGACUUCGUGGCACCGUCUUCAUUUGGUUAGUCGAUAGCCCCUGCUUAUUUCAGUCAGCACGUGCUGGACGAUGUGGAGCUUGGCAUGUACGCAGUGAAGAAGAUCCCAAUCGGUAUUCGCUGUUGAGUAAUCAAAGGGAACAACCACCGCUGGCUCGUGGCUAUGCUCAACGAGGUCAAUGCGUUGGAAAGGCUUUGCCAUCCAAACAUUGUCUCGUACAAGCACACAUGGAUCGAAUAUCAUCAAGCCAUUUGGCUAACCAUGUAGGCCCUGAAGUCCCCUCGCUUUUCAUGCUAAUGGAGCUGGCAACGGGCGGAUCCAUCGAGGACUGGCUUGUCAAAGUGAACUCCAAUCAAAAUCGCGAGGCAAAGGGAAAAGAACCCGCUCCAAGGCUCGAUUCGCGCUUUUUCGAAGUGGCCUCCAGAAUCAUGAUCGAGUUUGCCACCGGACUCGUCUACGUGCAUUCGUGUGGGAUCGUUCAUCACGAUUUGAAGCCCUCAAACCUGUUGCUUCUUGAUGGAUCGUCAUGGCUGCACCCCGGUCGGCUCGUUAUUAGCGACUUUGGUGAAUGCUGCAGCUCCUCCAAUUUCGGGGCCGCCUCUGAUGCGUUCAAGGAAGUCUCGCCAGAAUAUGCGGCGCCCGAGGUUAUCGCCUCGUUUCCAAUUGAGAUCAACGCGUCGUCAAGCCGCGCCUAUAUGGAAGCUGGAGACAUUUGGUCUGCUGGGGUCAUCAUUUUCGAGCUGGUCACGGGGCAGUCGUUUAACUUGGUCCAGUGGGCAAAACACCCUCGACCGCCAAAUGCAAUCUCGUCGAUUUAUUGGGGAGCCAUUUCGCAGUGUCUCUCUCUCGAUCCAAUGGAUCGGCCUUGUGCUACCGAAUUGCUUGCCCAGCUUAUCGCUGCUCGAGGCGAUGGGGUGCUUUUGAGGAAAGGUUCGCCACCGCUGCCUAUUAGAGGGCUCUUAGAAUACAAUAAGAAGCCCCUUCUUUCCAGUAGAGGCCUGUCUUUGGGUUUCUUUGGUGCACUGGCCCUGGGGUCCGCUGCAGUCGCUCUGGCUCUUGUGUACAACUACAUGUUGUGA
Messenger RNA from Mitosporidium daphniae, 1221 nucleotides. RefSeq lists its product as uncharacterized. Gene Ontology annotation, molecular function: ATP binding; protein kinase activity. The record is from RefSeq and is a predicted model, not a curated record. Bases 1 to 1221 code for a protein of 406 amino acids. The transcript has 2 exons. Gene Ontology annotation, biological process: protein phosphorylation. NCBI's taxonomy places the organism in Eukaryota, Fungi, Microsporidia.